GUGGAAGAAGGCAUUCUUGUGUUGCUUGCAAGCAAGCAGAAGGGGAACAACAAACAACCAACCAGCCAGCCUCCCAAUACAAGCAACAAGCAAAACCAUGUCUGCUUCUGCUGCGUGGCUCCAUGGGCCCAUCUCCAAGGAGCAAGCCGAAGAGCUCCUGAAGGGCCGCCCUGAUGGCACGUUCUUGGUCCGCGCACGCGCCGGUGCUGCCGACCACAUCCUUUCCGUCAACUACAUGGGCACACCAACGCACCAUCUCAUGAGCACAAACGACAGCGGAAACGUCAUCGUCAACCAAAAGGACUAUGGAACAGGCGCCAAGUCUCUUGAAGAGUUUGUGAGCCACUUUCGUGGAAAGGUAAAGGGAUGGCCUGUGCCUCUGCAAGAGGGCGUUGCUGCUCAUGAGACAAACGUCGACCCCAUCGAGGACUUUCCAUUUUACCACGGUCUCAUCAAGAAGGAUGCCGCCGACGCCCUGCUGAGUCAGGAUCCACAGGACGGCGUGUACUUGUUCAGGCAGUUUAAGCGAAACAACACGCAUGAGUUUGUGCUCAGCGUUGUGUACCAAGGGCAGCCCACGCACCACCACGUCAAGCUGCAAGCUGGCAGCUUCUUUGUCAACGGCAAACCGCUCGAAAACUGCACCACGCUAAAGCAGGUUGUGCAGGCCCUGUCGACAGUGCGGUCGUUCUGGCCCGUUCCUCUCAUUCGCGGCAUCUCUUCUCAGCAGCAGCAGCCGCAACAACAACAACAACAACAACAACCGCAGCAAGAGGCCCAAGCUGCGCCCGCGGCACCAUCAGCUCAGCAAAGCUGCACCUGGUACCAUGGCUGCAUCAACAAGAACCAAGCCGAAGACCGCUUGCGGGCCAUUGGGCUUGUGGACGGCCACUUCCUGAUCAGAUCCCGCUCCGACUCCCCUGAUAACGACUCGUACAUCAUCAGUGUGGUGUAUCGCAGCACGCCCACGCACCACCUCGUUGAGCAAGCUGGUGAUUUCCUCAAGGUGAACGGCCGUUCAGAGCCCGCCACCAACCUCGUCGAGCUUGUUGAUCUCUUCCGCAAUGCCCAAAAGACCUGGCCCGUCCCCCUCACCAACCACGCUCCAGGCUUGGAGACCCUGCCGGCGGCGGUGACAGCGACACGCGAACCGGCACAGGCACAACAACAAGAGCAGCAGCAGCAGCAGCAGCCCGUUAGCCAGCCACAAGCACACGCACCUGCACCCGCCCAGGCUGCACCUGAACAGACGGAGCAGCAAACUGAGAAACCAGUGCAGAAUGACAUCACGCCCUUGGAGCAGGAAGGAGAGGCACCCGAUGAAGGACUUGUUCGCAAAAUGAUGCAAGGCAUGAUGGCCCCGGAGGAGGUCGAUGCGGAAAUUGAUGCAAUCAAGCCUAUCCUUCCAUACCCAGACUUUGACGAGGACGAGGAGACGGUGGAGCCAUGGUUGACCACAAACUUCCACGGUCCCAUUGGCGCCGAGAAGGCCGAAGAGAUACUGCGCAAGGCCAAGACGGAGGGCAGUUUCCUUCUCCGCGACCUUGAGGAGGCGUCAUCGUCGUCCACGACAGCACCACACUGCACGCUCAUGCUGUCAGUGCUGCAUGGGGACACCGUGCACCACGUCAAACUCACACAGCAAGACAAGGAUGGCGUGUUCUUCUUCGAGGACAAGGCAACCGGCGAGCGCAACUUGCGCGAUGCCAUCACGUACCUCUCUGAGCGCCAGGCCGGCUGGGCCACGCCGCUGGGCGAGGGCGUGCGUGGCAUCAAGGUCAUGUCAUCCAUGGAGAGGCAGGAACGGCGGGAGGCCAAUGCAGCUGCUGUUGCCGACGCCGAGGCCAGAAAGGCGGCGCUGCGCAAGGCCAAACUGCGUGCAGAAGCAGAGGCGCGCGGCGAGGAACGCAAGCGCAGAUCCAAGGAGGAGAUUGCCAAGAUGCACCAGGACGAGCAGCGCUUCAAGCAGGAGCGCGUGGUGAUUCGUCAGGAACAGAUUGAGCGUCGCCGCGAACAGCUCCGCCAGCAGGUCAUUGAGGACCGCAAGCGAAAGGCCAGAGAGGCAAAGAACAGGCGCCGUCUCGAAGCUGCCCGGCGUGGCGAGGCUGAGCCUGUGAUUGAGGUGGCGCUCACAUCCGAUUCAGAGGACUCCGAUGACGACGAGGACAUGGAGGUCAAAGAAUGGCGCCGUCGCGCAUCCGCCCGCCAGUUUGGAUUUGACGCCCCUGCUGCCCCACGGCGCUCGUCUCUGCAGCAGGAUUCCAUCCCAGAGGAGGGGGAGGUGCCGCCGCCGCUGCCAGGUCGCGGCAUCGACAGCACGGACGCACAGGGCUUCCCCGAUGGCAACGACGCUGAUGCGCCGAAGAAGAGGGGCAGUAGCCGUCGCCGUCGGUCUUCGCGCCGGAGCAAAGACGGACAGGACGGGUCUGACCCUGAGAAAUGCCUCAUGAUGUGAAGUGUGGGCAGCGGCACGCUGUGGGGAGUAGACGAAGAGACGAUUGAGGGAAUUUGCCUGGGGAUGGGAGGGGGGCAGCUCAAUGAAGUUUUGUGCGGAUGAACUUGUGCCUGUAUGAAUGUGUGUGUGUGUGUAUGUGUGUGCCAUAUCGAUGUUGGUGCUGCCUGUGUUCUUUUCUUGAGUCACGCUUGCGUACGCCUGUUUGCCCACGCUGUUCUGUUCCUGCAGUUUUUCUGCUGCGCGUUUGGUUGGUUACAUUACAUUACGAUGAUGAAAUUGA
Molecule: messenger RNA, 2735 nt
Organism: Salpingoeca rosetta
Lineage: Eukaryota; Choanoflagellata; Craspedida; Salpingoecidae
Exons: 17
Coding region: 98-2455 (785 amino acids)
Source: RefSeq, a predicted model, not a curated record